UCUGCCAUUCUACUCUUAACACAGCAUUUUAAACAAAACCAACUGAAAGUCCAAACAACUGGACUGGAUUGACAACUGAACAACAUAAGAUAUUCCUUACGUGAUACAGGUUGAGUGACAGUUCAUCUCAAAUCAAAACUGUCAUCGAAUAGAAGAGUUGAAUUUGGACACCUGCCUUAAUACCCAACUAAACACCAUGUUGGAGAACUACAAGGUGCAGAAAAUUCUGGGACAGGGGCGCUAUGGACAUGUCCUCAAAUGUUUAAAUUGUGACACCGAAGAGACUGUGGCUGUGAAGCUCUUAAAAGACAAAAGGAAAGAGCUCAGUAAAAUAAGGGAGAUCUUCAUACUGGAAAAGCUCAGAUGUUUGGACCCUGAUAAGACUUGCAUCGUGAGAUGCCAUGAAUGGUUCCACAGGAUGGACCACACCUUCAUAGUGUUUGAAAUGUUGGAUAUGAGCCUCCAUGAUUACAUGAGCCAGAGAGAAUGGGCCCCUAUGCCUUUAGAUGGCAUAAGGACCGUCAUCAAAGAUGUGGCCAAAGCAUUAAAGGCCCUGAAGGGUUUCAGCCUGAUCCAUGCAGAUUUGAAACUGGACAACAUCAUGCUGGUGGAUCAUAACAGACAGCCAUUCAGGGUGAAACUCAUUGACUUUGGCUUGACUCUUAAAAGAUCCGAAGCAAAGCCAGGACUACAUGUUCAGGCACUUUGGUAUAGGUCUCCAGAGGUUAUUUUGGGAAGCCCAUUUACCGAAGCCAUUGACAUUUGGUCUCUUGGCUUGCUGAUGGCCUAUAUGCUCCUUGGCUAUUUCCUUUUCCCCGGGAAACAGGAAUACCAUAUGCUAAGUUUCAUGACUGACCUUCUGGGUGAACCUCCCAAGAGACUUCUGGAUAAAGGGAUAUAUACAGAGCUGUUCUACUACGGAAGUUGCAUGUACGUUAGGUUCAUACGCUGGACAUUGAAGACACCAGUGGAGUUUUUCACAGACACAGGCAUCACACUGCUGGAAACCAGGAGACACAGAUUCACCACUCUGGAUGAGCUAAAAACAUUGACCUUGCACAAAGAAAACAGUGCAGAGGCUGUUGAUAGGAGUGCUUGUGUUGAGCUGUUGAAGGUAAUGCUUCAGAUGGAUCCCAGAAAAAGGACUAACCCACGUAAAAUCCUGGCCCAUCCAUUCAUAACAAGGAGCUACCUGAGCCCCAGCAACAGCUCUCACAAUGAAACUGCAGCUGCUGAAAGCAACAGGAGUCAAGGAGAAACAAACACUAAAGGCACUGCAGAGACAGAAGUUGAUGACAUGUACAGUAGAACCUCUCCUAUAUGUGAACCCUCCCAUGGAUGUCCCACAAAGCUGCCGCCAAGUGUCACCAUGGGUCUGCAAGUUAAGAAGACCACACAGAGGGAUGGAGCCACCAAACAGAAUGAAGCCAUAUGUUUCCAGACUUUGCAGGACAAGUUGGCCAAUUGUCAGAAGGCUAAGGAUGAUAGCGACCUCAUAUUGGAAUCUGUCAGCGAUGACGACUUAAAUUAUCAUACUGGUCUCAAGUCCAUCACUGAUAAUGCCAAAACAAUCCCAUCUGUGGAUCAUGACAAUAUAACUAUCCCAGUGGUUUCUACGAACAGCUGUGUUGAGACUUCUGCCUCCGUUUUGAACCAGGCCCCCAGCAUAAAUUCCUUGUACUCAUCUGAUGUCCAUGACCCUAAGAACAAGAAGCAGAAAGGAAUCCGACGAUUCUUCUCCUGCUUCUGUGUGCCUGAGGAGGAUGACGAGGAGUGAAAUUGUCCUACUUAGUUUUACUGCAAAAAUAUUCAAUAAAAUGUCAGAAAAUAGUGAAAAAUGCCU
Messenger RNA from Thunnus maccoyii (southern bluefin tuna), 1843 nucleotides. RefSeq names its product homeodomain-interacting protein kinase 1-like. The record is from RefSeq and is a predicted model, not a curated record. Gene Ontology annotation, cellular component: nucleus; PML body; cytoplasm. Gene Ontology annotation, biological process: positive regulation of transcription by RNA polymerase II; peptidyl-threonine phosphorylation; intrinsic apoptotic signaling pathway in response to DNA damage by p53 class mediator. NCBI's taxonomy places the organism in Eukaryota, Metazoa, Chordata, Actinopteri, Scombriformes, Scombridae. The transcript has 13 exons. Gene Ontology annotation, molecular function: protein tyrosine kinase activity; SMAD binding; protein serine/threonine kinase activity. The coding region runs from base 197 to 1777 and encodes 526 amino acids.